Molecule: messenger RNA, 1285 nt
Organism: Ceratotherium simum simum (southern white rhinoceros)
Lineage: Eukaryota; Metazoa; Chordata; Mammalia; Perissodactyla; Rhinocerotidae
Gene: JSRP1
Product: junctional sarcoplasmic reticulum protein 1
Biological process (GO): regulation of ryanodine-sensitive calcium-release channel activity; skeletal muscle contraction
Cellular component (GO): sarcoplasmic reticulum
Source: RefSeq, a predicted model, not a curated record
UUGAAGGGGGGGGUGUCACCCCUCGGCCAAUGCCCGGUCCUGCUCCAAGUGGGGGGGGGGACCGCCCCAGCAGCCACCUCAUGCCCGGCCCCCCUCCCCCUCUCGCUCCGCCGGCCGAGCUGAUUGGCCCACCCCACUGUCUCCGGCCACCUGUUGCCGUCUGUCGCGGGGCCACCCUCCCCGGGCUCCAGCCGGUCCACCAGGCCCGGCGCUGCGGCUGUGGGCCCGACUCUGGACCCGCUGCGUCUCAGACGUCGCCAUGACAACCAGGGCCUUGGAGGAGCUGGAUGGCGGCCUGGGCAGCUGCCAGGCGGACGAGGACCUCUCCACGCUGGCUGACCCCUGCCCAGGCCGGCCCCCAGAGGACAGGGCUCCAGCGACGCCCAGGCUGGCUGACUCCGGCGGCUGGCCCCAUGAUUCUCAGGAGCCCACAGCUGAGGGCAGCCCCGCAGGUGGAGUGGAUGACAGGCCCAAGAAGACAGAAAAGGAGCCUGUGGCCAAAGUGGCCCCAGCACCCGGGAAGGAGAGGCUGAAAGCAGGAGCACCGCCCCGGAGCCCCGCGCGGAAGAAGGCGCAGAGCGCGCCGCCCCCGCCGCCCCCGGCCCUGAGCGAGGAGCUGCCCUGGGGGGACCUGUCGCUCAACAAGUGCCUGGUGCUCGCCUCCCUCGUGGCGCUGCUGGGCUCGGCUUUCCAGCUGUGCCGAGACGCCGUGACUGGGGAGGCGGUGGCCCCCGCGCCUGUCCCUGAGCCCUGGGUCCCGUCAAGCUCGGCCCCGAAGGAGCCAGCGUCGCCCUUGCCGAAGCCCGUGGCCUGGGCCCCCCCUUCAGGACCGCCGGCACCCCAGGCGGAGGCAGAGAGGCCCAAGGCUCCCAGGAGCGGGGAGGCUGCAAAGAAGGACGAAGGAGAGCCUGGGGAGGAGCGCGCGCCCCUCGCCGACCGAGGGCCCAAGGAGAGACCGCGGAAAGAGAGGCCGCAGAAGGAGGAGAGGCCGCGGAAAGAGAGGAUGAGGAAGAAGAGACCGCAGAAAGAGAGACCACAUGAGGAGAGGCCGCAGAGAAAAGAGAGGCCGCGUAAGGAGAAGCCACGCGCCGCCAGGGAGCCCCGGGAAGCCCUACCCCGGCGCUGGGAAGCACUUGAAGGCGGCCAUCGGCCGUGGGCGCGGGGCUCCGGAGACCCCGAGCACAGGAAAGGGCCGGCCUGGGCCUCCGCGCGGCGCCCAGACGAGGAGGACCGGCCUCCGGGCCGCCAGAAGCCCCGCGCGGGCAAGGGGCGGGACUGAGCCGGA